This is a messenger RNA of Neomonachus schauinslandi (Hawaiian monk seal), 3811 nucleotides long. It is a transcript of the gene CPED1, whose product is annotated as cadherin like and PC-esterase domain containing 1. Lineage: Eukaryota; Metazoa; Chordata; Mammalia; Carnivora; Phocidae. The transcript has 22 exons. The coding region runs from base 1 to 3087 and encodes 1028 amino acids. The record is from RefSeq and is a predicted model, not a curated record.
AUGGUCUGUCGUCCAGUGUUCCCUUGUCGUCGGCGACUUUGUCCCCGGCCCUUCCUGGUGGGCUUGGUGGUGGCAAUCUGUCUCUUCUACCAGACCCUGACACUCCGAGGGUCGAGGAAGCUCACAGCCGCUGUCCCUGGGGCUGCCCCGAACACACCCCCCGAAACCCAGGCAGGCAGAUGCGAGAAGGGAUUCUCCCCGGACAAACCGUGCUUCCUUCCCUCCGGUAAUGCACAGGAAAUCAGAAAGAUGGAGCAAUCAAUAGAGACACACUUUGGCAGCCAUGACAGAAGGGCCAUACUCUACAGGCCUCCUUCCUUCAGCAAAACAGAGCUUCAGCUCCACCAGCACAUUCUCACUCAGCAUCGCUAUAUGGUUGUCAUCGCUGAAGAAAGGCUCGGUGCUGGCCUUGGGCUGGGGCUGCUAGAAAAAGGUGAUUUGGGCUCUUGGGAUCUGCUCAUUUGCCUGUCUUCUAGGGAAGCUGGUGGAAAACCCUGCAUAUCCAAGGAAGACAUGUGCCAUUUAGGUUUACAUCAAAAGGUAAACAUAUUACCAGAUAUACAGCAUCAGCUUUGCAGAAAAGAAGGAUUAUGUCAAAUAAUUAGAAGAUUUCCAGAAUUGCGACUUCUGGUGAGCCCCUCUGUGUGUCUGGAUCAGAGCGUACAGUUAAAGCUGAGCACUUCGAGUCACCUUUUAAAAACAGUGAAGCCACAUAUGUGGAAACCAUGGGACUGGCGACGUGAACAGCUGAAUCAAACAACAGUCCUUGCUCGACAUGAAACAAUCUUCAGAGCUGAAGAACUAUCUGUGAUUCUUAAAGCAUAUGUGUUGGUGACAUCCUUAAGACCUUUGCGUGCAUUCAUUCAUUCAAAUGGCACAGUUUGGAAUCCACCAAAGAAAAAACGCUUCACUGUCAAGCUGCAAACAUUUUUUGAGACAUUCCUGACAGCCAGUUCACCUCUUCAGGCUUUUGAUAAUAUGAAAGAAGCAAUUAGCAAACUCUUGCUAGCAGCUGAAUUAUUCAGCGAACCAUCUACUCUGGGACCAAAGGCCUUCAAUAGAUGCAGAUUAUGUUUUCAACUUUUCACUUUUGAUAUUGGUUACUACAGUUUUGGGUACCCAGUAGUGCUCCAGGUGCAUGAACAUUUAAAUUUUCAAGAUGAUGAUAAUAUGGAUUUUGAGGACCAAAACACAGAAGAAUUCCUUUUACAAGAUACUUUCAAUUUUCUCUUCUCUAAUGAAUCUUCACUUCCAAUGUUUUCUGAGAUAUUUCAGGGACUUUAUAGAUCAGGUGUUUUUAAGGGUGAAAACUAUCAGAAGGAACAAAACCAAUGCCUGUCUUUAGAGGAGAUCAACUCAAUUAUGACUUUCACAAAGGAACUUGGGAACUUGGGGCAAUUCAAACUGCUCUUUCCAUCUACUACUCCUAGGAUUCGAUCUUUGAUGCGUGAAUUUUAUGAUAGGGCAAAUCCUGUGGGACGACCUGGUUCAAUCCUGACUCAAUGCUGGUCUCUUAUAAAUGUAUUUGAACAGUUUCAGCUCCUGAAUAAAAAGGCACAGCUACAUCCACUGGAAUGGCAUUCUUUCACAGAGGAUGAGAACAUUGAAAAACCACAAGUGCCAUUUGAUGCAACGAGAAAUAAAAAAGCUGCUGUUCCACGAAUCAUGAAUGAAACCAAAGAAGUUCAUUGCAGUAAUGAUGACACACAAUGUUAUAUCAAGCAGAUCCUCACACAUCCACAUUUGGAGCUAAAUCCUGAAUUUAACCCAAAGAUCAAAGAUUAUUACUCUGAAGUCCCAUUUGAUGUGGUCACAGUGACAAUUGGAGCGGAGACUUCUAAGUGUCAGUGCAAGGUGUACCUGCAUGAUCGGGCAGGACCAAGCUUUGCCAACUACCCUCUGGGUUUGGGAAUGAACAAAAUCUCAAUGCUGGUGGUGGAUGAAUCUCCAGCACAGGGGGAGACCCUGAGCAUGUAUAAACUCACCAUCUACAGAGAAGACCGUCCAAGUCUGCCCUUGUUUGAAGACUUCACAGCAUGUGGUUUUGUGCAGGAUUGUGGUUUGCUGAUUCACCCAGAGGAAACCUGUGGGUUACAGCCUAUUUCCUCUGACUACAUUGAAGCCAUUUCACAGCCCGAACUAAAGAUCUGUCCAUCUGGGGACACAACAGGCCAAUGGAUCGUGCCUUGCCUUAGCUGUUCAGACAACAGGACCUGUGACUGGAGGGAAAUAACUUGGCAGCCCCACGACUGCCAAUACGGUGUUCUAACUAAGCCCCAACUCCAGCAGUGCCUGGGAGGAAGGAAGAUUCUUUUCAUCGGAGACUCAACCAACCGAGGAAUAAUGUACUAUCUGAUCGAAAGACUAAAUGAAACCCUGCAGGAAUGGCAGAAGGUGCACAGCACGAAAUUCUAUCACAACAUCAACGGUGGGAAGACUUUGAUCAGUUAUUCCUAUUAUCCUCAGUUCUGGAUAAGCCCUUCCUUGAGACCAACGUUUGAGAAAGCACUCGAACAUCUCUUGCAAAGAUCCCGUCCCCUGGAGAACACGGGCCGGACGGUAUUGGUCGUCGGUGGUGUUCAGUGGCUCAAUUCCAAUCACCUACAAAUUAUUCACAAGGUUUUGAAGAGGGAAAAUUUACUCAAUAUCCUUGUGAUCAUCAAAACUUUGGGAAUUGGAUUUCAUCUCCCAGUGGAUGGAUUGCAUUUCUUGACACAGAGUGAAGUUCAGAACUUAUGGAAAGAAAAUGUGAUUAUUCUGGAUGCUGCAAAAACCUAUGGCUAUGAAGUGGUUGACACAUUUACUAUAACAAUGGGGCGAUACAAGGAGUUUUUGCAGGGCACAUGUGGAUGCCAUUUUCAUGAGGUAGUGAAAUCAAAGCUAUCCAAAGAAUAUCCCUUUAUUAAAAUGAAACAAUCAAGAAAUCAUAUUGUGGGGAAAUAUUUCAGCAAUCAAAGCAAACUACAACAACGACGACAAGACUCUGUAACAAAUUUUCAAUCACCGUAUCAUGUCAGAGGUCCAAUUAAUCAGGUUUGCUCUGAAAUCCUUCUCAGCAGGAUGUGUGCGAGUAAAAGAACUGUGUAGACUCCCUGCAGGAGGACUGAACUUGGAAUUGGAGGCAAGCCACUCACUCACCUGGACAGCAGUCUAAGAACCAAAUCCUGUACAUCACGUGUAUUUGGAUUGACCGCACACUCAUGCACCCUGGCACACACAUACACACCAAUGCACACGUGGUUAAAAAAAGUAAUAAUAACACUUUUUUCCUACAGCUUUGUAAGUCCAAGGUGUGCACUUGAAAAUCAUUUGUUUUCAAGGGGAAAGCUAGAGCUAGAAAAAGGUUACUUGAAGUAUAAUCUUAAAUUAGAACCACUGUGGGCUAGGUAUUGCAUUGUGAUAAUAAGGAGAAAUAUAGACACUUGAAUUAUGUGGACAAAAAGGAUAAAGCUCUUGAGUAUUGCAUUAUCUUUUCUCUCGGUAGACUAAUACUAAAAAGGAGAAAAAAGCAGUUACAUUCCACUUGCAAGUAGGGAUUGUGUUUGUGUCCUUUACCAGGAGAAAAAGUGAUGUUUAUGAUGGCUUAGGCUUUGUGACUCUAAUGCUUAGGAAAAUAUUUCUUCCUAUACUUCUUAAAUUUUACAUUUGAAAGGAAAAGAACAGGAAUGCUCCACGGGGAAUUCAAAACGAUUCUAUGCAAGAGAUAGGAAUGUAAUAUUUUACAGUUAAAACACCAAUGCAUUUAACUUUGCACUCUUUGUACUUUUCAUAAACAUUCCCUCCUACCCUGUCUGUGAACUUGGAUGGGAAA